AUGGAAGAAGAUCAACAAGAAGCUUCAAUGCCACUAGUUCCUAUAGACAGCUUCUCUUACAGUUGGUUGGUUAACUUCCCUUCUUUAGAAGCUUCCAUCGAUGAUCAUCAUCAAAUCUUCGAAGAUUCUUCUUCUUCUUCUUCCUUCAUCGAGAUGGAUCCAAGAUUGCCUCCUUCUAGAAGAUUCUUCAUCAACAAAUCCCAUGAAAGUAGCUUCAAGUUCGAUAACUUCGUCUCUUUCUCCAACGAAGAUCAUUCUUUAGUUCACGCCGACGAGCUUUUCCGUGAUGGCUACGUAGUGCCUUAUCGAUCAAAAGCCACGUCAGCAGCCACCGAGGAAGAAUCUGAGCCGUUGGAUACGACGACGGGGAAGAAGAUUGAGACACGUGGCGUUAAGAUCAAGUCUCCUUCUUCUUGUAGAAAGUUGAGGAGAGUGUCGAAAUGGGUUUUGUUGAAGUAUCUUGAUUUCUUGACGCCAUUGUGUAGAAGAUUAAGGAGAUGUAGAUCCGCUGAAUCAUCCGGAAACAUCGGUAUCGACUCUAGGAUCCGUGUAACGACGUCGUCAAGGAGCAGAGUUUAUUCUGAAGAAGCAACGUCGUCGCCGAGAAUAAGUGUUGCCGAUGAUUACUAUUGGAGAAGGUCUUGUGACUCCGAGAGCUCAAUCUACGAGGCUGUUCUUCAUUGCAAGAAAUCAUUUGAGAAAUGA
Molecule: messenger RNA, 705 nt
Organism: Microthlaspi erraticum
Lineage: Eukaryota; Viridiplantae; Streptophyta; Magnoliopsida; Brassicales; Brassicaceae
Source: the annotation of a GenBank genome assembly